AUGAUUUGCCGCAUCACAGGGCGCGUUCCAUUGCAUUCGCGAGAAGGCGGCGACUUGUCCACCCCGGAGGGGGGUCUCCCCUCCCCCCGCGUGAGAGGGGUAAGCGGGGAAAGUGAGCAGGCUGGCGGGGUCGACUGCCUCUUGUUUCUCGGGCUAGCAGCCGCAGCGGACGGUCCAAUUGGAGAAGUGCUCCGUAUUCCCCAGUUGCUGGGAGAAGAAGAAGAAGAAGAAGAAGAAGAAGAAGAAGAAGAAGAAGAAGAAGAAGAAGAAGAAGAAGGAGAUUUUGGAGGUGUGGAGGAGGCAAACUGCGCCCGACGUCCCAGCGCCCUCGUGCGGCGUCGGACCGCUAACAUCAGCCCAGCGACCUUGAGCUUCGCGCAAGGGGAGGCGAGCGGCCAAGGGCGGAGUUUCCUAUCUUCUGAGACCAUAGUGUCCCUGUCAAUCCGCCAUUUGCACUUUACUAUUCCCUCGUCAGCUGAAGCUAACGGCGCUCCACCCCUAGCUGCGACCGCCGCGCCGCGCCGCGCCCAAGCGCCGCGAGGGUGCCGGAGCCGUGGCGGGGGCGGGGCCCGGCCGCGAGCACCGGGCUCAUUACGGGGCCCAUUAGGUCGAAAUGAAAAUGAAAUGACAGCCGGCGAUCGGCCCCGCUGCGUGAGGGCGCUCGCGGCCGCAAGGGGCGUGCGGGAACAGGGGAAGGCGCGGCGGGGCGAGGCGGGGUGCGGGGCUGGGACUGAGAGCACACAGGGCGCGGCCGCACGCAACUCCGCCCUUCCCCCUGGGCGCUGGGCGCUCGCUCGCCCGCUCCCUCGGUUGGGAGAGUAA
Gryllus bimaculatus (two-spotted cricket) is the source of this 822-nucleotide messenger RNA. The record is from the annotation of a GenBank genome assembly. NCBI's taxonomy places the organism in Eukaryota, Metazoa, Arthropoda, Insecta, Orthoptera, Gryllidae.